Aspergillus steynii IBT 23096 is the source of this 750-nucleotide messenger RNA. Its product is annotated as SelT/SelW/SelH family protein. The record is from RefSeq and is a predicted model, not a curated record. Lineage: Eukaryota; Fungi; Ascomycota; Eurotiomycetes; Eurotiales; Aspergillaceae. The transcript has 3 exons. Bases 100 to 648 code for a protein of 182 amino acids.
UCCCACCCUCUUCUCUCUGGCCUCGCUUUCUUCCUCCUAAAUAUCAACCAUUGAUAAAUAAACCCGGACCAGAGACAGGGACAGGACAGGACAGGAAAGAUGUCCGAGCAACAACCGCCCCCAACCACCACUGCCGCAACCCCUCCUCCUUCGGCCUCCGCCGUGGCCACUGGCGCCGCCGAGGCGUCUCGCCCUGCAAAGCCUCGCGUCGCCAUCCAGUACUGCACUCAGUGUAAGUGGAUGUUGAGGGCUGCUUAUUUCGCCCAAGAACUCCUCUCCACCUUCUCCACCGACCUGCAAGAAGUCUCCCUGAUCCCUACCACGGGCGGCAUCUUCACCGUGACGAUAUACCACUCCGCGGGGCCUGCGACCUCGACGUCGACGUCUGCGCAGGAAGCGCAGAUCGCGACGCAGCUGUGGGAUCGGAAGACGGAUGGCGGGUUUCCUGAGGUGAAAGUUCUGAAAUCCCGGGUUAGGAAUGUGGUUGAUCCCGGGAGGAGUCUGGGGCAUACGGAUCGGGCGUUGAAGGGGCAGGGACAGGCUCAGGUACAGGGACAGGGCAAUGGUGCACCGAGUGAUGCGCAGGGACAGAGUCAGACCCAGCCUCAGACACAGUCUUCAGGUCAAGAAUGUGAGGAUUGUCGGUAAUCGAGUCCUACUAUCCACUCAUACUCAUACUCAAUCUAGGAUAGAUCUCAUUCAGUUUGAUAUCAAUAACUUCACUAUCGAUACCAAUAAUCAAUAUAUAUU